Pseudo-nitzschia multistriata is the source of this 1888-nucleotide messenger RNA. Lineage: Eukaryota; Bacillariophyta; Bacillariophyceae; Bacillariales; Bacillariaceae. The record is from the annotation of a GenBank genome assembly.
GACAGGCUGAGUUUUUGUUCCCAGCAAUAGCCUUCUGGACAAAGGCUUGAUCACUACCCUUUGGCCGGACACAUUCCUCAUUGAGCAUGGCGAGGAGACCGGUCUUCGACUCGAUGAGUUUCAAGACAUCGGAGUUAUCGUCAUAGGUAAUCUCAUCUAGCGGAAUACCUUCUCUCUCGUACUCCUCUUGCACAGAUCGGAAAAUAUCUUCUGUAAAUUUGGAUUGCAACUUCUCGUUACAGUAGUUAAUACAGAGCUGCUCAUAUCGGUUCUUGACGAAUGAUUCAAAACCAAAGAUGUCAAGAAGACCAAUAAUACCAAACUCAGACAUAGUUCCAGACUUGUAGUUCAAUUCAGCAGCGGUGGCAUCAUUGAUAGCACGAACAAGCCACAAAAAUGCGCGCCCAUAAAUCUCCUUGGCGAAGGACUCGGUCGCUUCUUUGGCCUUCUCGGGAUUCAAUGGAACUUUGUAGGUUUCGUUCCUAGUCUUCAUCGUACGUUGAGUCAAUGCCGCUUCGAGAGUACCUGUCGGGAUGCACAUGAGCUCGCAAAGGUCAGAAAGUUCUUUUGUGGAAGCAACUUCAGAUUUAUCAUCGUCUCCUUUGAAGGUUAGAUUACCAAGUUGUAAGACCAUAAUAACGGCUUGAAUCAAAGUCAUCAAUUGAUCUUGCGAAACACCAAUUUUUUCGAGGGUUCGAACUGUGUUGACGAAGUGGUCAGCAUCUUUCAUGCCCUCGAUGGUAUCGGUAUCGGAACUCCCUACGAAUUUGAAAGAUUCGUUGGUGGUACCCGCAAGUUUGCUCCAAUAUUUGGUCUUUUCUUUGGCGGCAAUAAUUUGGUAGAAAAUGUGGUAUGUACGUUCCUUGGGAUCAUGCGUAAUGACACGAUUUUUUUCGAGCAAGUAUGCAUCGCACUUCGAACCUGCCAAAACGCAGGUUGCUUCCGUGCGAGAGCGGUACUCUUGCUGGGCUUUAUCUCCCAUAUCGAAUUGGAGUUGAAUAUACUUUCCGAAUCGACUAGAGUUAUCAUUUCUCGAGGUUUUCGCAUUACCGAAUGCUUCGAGCAAAGGGUUGGAAUCCAAGAUACGUUGCACGAUGGGCGACAUCUCAGUCCCUGACGCUUUUGGCCCUUGUUGGCAACUUGCCAUGUGGUUCAUACAGAUCUUGACAGUUUCGGUUUUUCCUGCACCAGACUCGCCCGACACAAGAAUAGAUUGGUCUCUUCCAUCAAACGCAAGUCCUUUGUAGCACAAGGAAGAUGUUUCGUACACGUGGGGUUCCACUGUACUGCGGGGAUCGCCUUCGGUGUUGUCCCAAACAAGAACGCGAGCGUAGCGAUUGCGCACUGCUUCGGUGUACAGUUCGGUAAACCACUGGAAAGGGUUCACAGCAAUAACGAUAUCACCAGUGCGUGUGUAUGGUUUGCCACUUCCGUGUCGUUCUUUCAAGUUGUAAAGAAGGCCGGCCUAUAAAUCCGUAAUAUUAAGGAAGAGGAAUCGAAAGUCUUAGGGUCAGUAUAUCAUUCACUCGAUGCUCUUGACUCGCAAACUAGUCGUUUUUGAAACAAAUAUAUCUUCAGAAAUCAAACAGCUAUCAAGAAUUCACAACAUAACGUACCUCGUGUAAGAAAGGCAGGUUCACCAUGUCAGGAUAAGACUGCAAGGCUCCGCUGGCAUUCACAUUUUGCAUCGGCAGGACUCCCCUGUUGUAUUCCUUCAGGGGCACUUCCUCUUCUUCGAAUCUCUUUGCGGAUAAUCCACCAUCACAAACGAAAGCCUGCUCAUUUGGAUAUUGAGGCACUCUGACUUGAGCAAAUUUGUCGUUCUGUCCUGUCUUGAUGGCGGGAACCCAGGCAUACUGAGAAUCACGAAUGAAAACGUAAGAUGAUU